ACGUAUAUCUUCCUAUUUCCAGCACUUUUUCUUCAGCUGUUUAAAACACAGAGAAUUUUCUUUUGAAAUAUUAGUUUGAUUGAAAUCUUAACAAUAAAUUAAAAAAUUGCCUUAAUAUAAAUUAAUUUUCUUAAAAGGCUGAAGAUUGAUGGGGAAAGCUGGGACAAACCCAUUAAUGUCGGGGCCUGCAAGAGCAGUGUAUCCAGCUCCACAUGCUCUGUACCCCCUUUGGCAUCUGCAAAAUCGCUACCUUGCUGUGAUUUGCUCCUUCUGCGGGGCUGCAUUCAUGUGUCUCCUCCGAUGGGGUGAAUACAGCAAGUAGCAGGACUUCCUGCUUUUUCCAUAAUGGCUUUAUUUUGGCAAAUAAACUCCUGAGUAGUACCUUACUAUACAAAUAACCCCAUUGAAUUCAGUGGGACUACUUACCUAGUAAGAUACUACUCUUCUUGAGGAAGGAUGGCAGCAUCUGCCACUAAAUUACAAUGCAAUAUGUGAUGUGUGUUGUAAAUUACAACACUCAAAGUAAGUUAUAAAUAAGGCCUCUGAUUUUCAGUUAUUUAUUUCAUUUAUUUCCUGGGUUUAUUUAAAAAAAUAAAAGGGAAAAAUCAGUAAAACUGAAAAUAAGGGGCAGUGUGCAGGCAAGAGGGGUGCUCCGUAUUCUCAGCAGCCGGGGCUGCAGCAGUCAAGAGGAUCUCGGGUGCCAGGACCGAACUCUCUGUGGUCUUGCUCCCACACUGCUCUGUGGAAGUAAACGGGGCCACGCUGAAGGGCUGGAGUCAGGAGGGAAGCGGAAGGCUACAACCUGUGAGUACUGUCCCCGCCAACCCCCCCAACCAGACACACCCCACUUCUGACCCUUGAGUGUGGCCCCAUUUGCUUCCCCUGCAAAAAAUUCCUGGAUCCCAAAAACGUGAAAAUCAGCAAAACCUGAAUACUGGCGUUUUCAAAAGUCCAGCAAUUAUUGGUGAGGAGAGGGGAGGGAAAUCCGUAAAUACUGAUAAAGAAGGAUCUUAGUUCAAAUAAUUUGAGCCACAUAGUAGUUCAAUAGUGUAAUUGCCACGAAUGGGCUGUGUUUAGCUGUGAGGUAGCACAGGAUAAUCAUAUGUAGCUGCCGUUGCCCUCUAUGCAGCUUCCAAUUGCUCUCCCUCUGAUAUUGACAUGUUUUUGUUAUCCUCUACACCAUACAGCAGAACAGAGAAUAUAGUUUUUAGCAAUUAUAUAGUUCCACCAAUUACAUAAAACUAUUUGUAUUCCUCAGAUGGUGCAGUGAAUAGGUACUAGAGUGGAACUAAGGGGAUCUAGGUUCAAACCCGAGGUCAGCCACCGACUUAGUGUGAAUUCAGGCACAUUUUUUUAAUCUACUUUAUACCUAAAUUCCCUAAUUGAAAAAUGGGAAUGAUACUUCUCUACUUCAGCGGGCUAUUGUGAUGAUUAAAUCUAUGAAUGGUUGAGAUGCUCAGAUACUGUGGCAAUAAGGGCCAUAUAAGUACCCAAAUACAUAGAAGAUGGCAACCACAGAGGAAAAUAAAGAGGAAGUGAUGAUCUUGUGAUUAAAACACAGGACUGGAAAUCAAGAUACCUGAGCUUUCUUAUUAGUUCUAUCAUAGAUUUCCUGUGUAACCACGAGAAAGCCUGUGGAAGCCAUUUGGGGAGAGGAGUACCGAGGAGUAAUGUAUAAACCCCUGUACAAAGGCCAGAUGCCACUGCAGGAAUCUCAAGAUGCCCACAGAUUUGCCUUCCACCUACUCUGAAGUUUUUUAACUUGCACAGUGAAUUAUCUGGCCUUUGGAAAUACAUUUAAGAUUAGCAAAUAAUUCAGAAAAUAAUUAUCAUAUGACUGGGAAUUAGAUUGUACAUUAGACAAAAGAAAUAACAGACUGUAAAUUGAUUUUACUGCAGUAUGUACUUACAUGGUGCCCUAUAUACAAUGUAACUAAAAAAAGUAUUCAAUGAGUAUUGAAGUAUUUUGGCCAUUCUGAAAUUAAAAAUACAGAUAGAACAGUGUUUGGAGGCUCUCCUUCAAACCUUUCAGUUUCAACAUAAAUUACCUCUCUACUAACUAGCACUGUCUGAUUAACCUUUCUAUUUCUAAUUAUCUUUGUCAGCAACAGCAAUUGCUGAGACCCUCUCUUCUCAGACCAGAGGAGUUGUCUAUGGAAUCUGGAAUUGAUCCAGGCCAAGAAUAUUAUGGGCAAGAUUACUACAGUUAUGAACAUGGGUAUGAAUUGCCUCAAUAUGGGAGUCGUCGCCGAUUGUUAUCUCCAACUGGAAUGUAUGAUGAGUAUGGUGAAGUGGUUGUGGAAAAUGAUGGCAACUAUUAUUACAGUCCACAUGGAUCAACAGCUGAAGGAGAAGGGAUGAGUCGAGGCAAAGGUCCUACAGGCAGAGGUAUAAGCCAGAGAGCAGGGCAUCAAAUAGAAGGUAGUGUUUUAGGUGGUGGGAUGAAUCUAAGAGAUGGUUCUGGAAGAGAACAUAGGACCAGCCAGGGGAAAAGAAAACUAAAAGCAGUGAUGCAGUUGAGUCGAAUAGCCGUAAAACCCCACAAACGAGAAGGAACAACUGAGUCUGCUCAUUCUCCAUGGAAGAAAGCAAAGAUAUUUCCAAUGAUUCUGCAGAAAGUAAAAGGCAGUAGCAAAGAUUCCAAUUAUGCAAAGCUGAUGUCAGCUCGCCCAGUGGACAGUGAAGACAGCAUGAUUAUCAAAGGAAAUUAUUUCCAGAAAUCAGCAGAUGACAAACCUUCAACAACCAGAAAACUAAGUCAUGUGCUAAAACACAUUAGUGUUUCCAAAAAAUUUCAAAAGCAUUGCAAAUCUCAAAGCUCUGCUAGCAAAAGUUCAGUAUCUGCAAGUGAAAAAGGAGGGGAAGACUCUGAAAGUCAGGGGGUGAGUGAAUCUGAAAGAGAUGAAACAAAAUCAGGAAUUUCAAUUAAUAUCACAGCAGAAAGUGAGCCAGAGUAUAGUGAUGUUUCUGAUGACUAUGAUAAGAAGAAAAAAAGAAAAUCUGCUGCUUCAGAUGAUGAUGAAUCAUCAGCAAGGAGUAGUAUCUCUGCCUCUCAGGCAGAUGAUAAAGACUAUUUGAAAGUGACACUGGACCAAGAUGAAACCAAUGAAAGUACUGUAGAUUCUGAUGAAGAGAAGGAGGAAGAUUUACACGAUUCAGAAGAUGAUCAUUCUGUAUCCAAAUCAGAUAAUGAACAGGAUGAAUCAGAAGAGGACAUAUCUGAGCACUCUGAAGAGGAAGAAGAUGAGGAAGAGUCAAAAAGCGUCCUUUCUCAAGUCUCUGGUUCUCAAAAUCAACUCUCUGACAGUGAUGAAGAUGACUUCCAGUCAAAGGUAUCCUCAAAUCAGAGUUCCUAUAGCAGAUCUAGUGAUUCCAAUAGCAGAAGAGUUAGUGAAAGAACUAGUAUGUCAAGUAAGGGAAGUAAAUCUAGUGGAGGAACAAGGGAUUCCAGUCACAGGUCAGAAGUGAUUAAUUCUGACAGUGAAAUUAGCUCUAAGGGAUCAGUCAGUGAAAGAAACAAGAGUUCUGGAUCCAGCUACAAGAGCAAAAUGUCCACAGUUGGCAGCGAAAUAGAAGACAUGAUAGAGGAGAUAUCAGAGGAAGAUGAAAAAUCAGAUUUGGAGCAAGAUGAUACAAGCCCUGAUGAGGCAGGUGACAAUAUAAGUGAUAGGACUAUGUCUGAAACGUCUUCCAUCAGUCAAAAAACUACUUCCAGUAAACAGAGCAAGAUAAGAAAAUCCGGUAUUAGUGUUGGAGGUAGCAUGGCUGAAAGCACAGAAGAGACUGAUAUAGAUGCUAAGGAUAGGGAAGAAACUCUCAGUAGGAGUGAAUCAAAAAGCCUUGAAAGUGAAAAUAGUGUUACUUCCAAAGGCAGCGGAGGGACAAAGAGCUCAGUGAGUGCCGCUUUUUCUAGUAAAACGGAUGCUUCCCAAGAUUCACAUCUUCAAAGUUCUGAUUCCAAUAUGAAAAGAAAGAAUCUAAGGAAAAAGAUUUCCUCAAAACACAGUGAACUUCAGUCAGAUGAGACUCCUGAUACUGCUGCAUCAGAGUCAGAGACUGCCGCUGACUCCACAUCCUUUUAAAAAGAGAGAACAUGGGCCAGAAAGAAAAGGAUCAAGUUAGUAGUUGAUCCAGAAUAUGAGACCAGCUCAACUGGAGAAGACAGUGCUCCAGAAUGCCAGAGGAAUCGUCUUAAUAACCCCAAUAUUCAAAACAAUGUAAAUGGCAA
Messenger RNA from Chrysemys picta bellii (western painted turtle), 4228 nucleotides. The record is from RefSeq and is a predicted model, not a curated record. NCBI's taxonomy places the organism in Eukaryota, Metazoa, Chordata, Testudines, Emydidae.